Messenger RNA from Emiliania huxleyi CCMP1516, 1347 nucleotides. It is a transcript of the gene IST1, whose product is annotated as increased sodium tolerance 1. Gene Ontology annotation, molecular function: protein binding. Gene Ontology annotation, biological process: protein transport. Bases 53 to 1207 code for a protein of 384 amino acids. Lineage: Eukaryota; Haptophyta; Isochrysidales; Noelaerhabdaceae. The record is from RefSeq and is a predicted model, not a curated record. The transcript is spliced from 4 exons.
CGACGGCCGAGCCGGGCGGCUGAAGACAAGCGCACUCUCACCCGGUCGCGAGAUGUUCUCCAGCAAGCCCAAGUAUUCAGCCGACAAGACCAAGGUGCACCUCAAGAUGCUCUGCAACCGCUUCCAGCUCCUCACACAGAAGAAGGCGAACCUCGCAAAGCAGCAGAAGCGGCAGGUCGCCACGCUGCUCCGCGACGACAAGGAGCAAAACGCACGCAUCCUCGUGGAGCACAUCAUCCGCGAGGACUACACCCUCGAGUCGUACGGCAUCCUCCGUCAGUACGCCGAGAUGCUGCUCGCCCGCCUCGAGGUGGUCAACUCGGAGGACCACCUCAAGCCGGAGAUUGCCGAGGCGGUGUGCGCGCUGCUGUACGCGGGCUGGCUGUACGGCUCCGAGAUCCCGGAGCUCAAGGUGCUGCACGCGCAGUUCACGGCAAAGUACGGCAAGGAGUAUGCGCAGGAGGUCAUCGAGAACAAGGAGAAGUACCUCAACCACCGCCUCGUCCGCAUGCUCACCUCGACGCAGGUGCCGGACCCCUCUGUCGUCGAGCUCUACCUCACGGAGAUCGCAAAGGCGUACGGCGUCGACUUCACGCCGAAGCCGCCGCCCGGCGCGUUCGGCGCCGCGCCCGACCCCAUCUCGUCCACAAUCGGCAUCGCCCUCCCGCUGCCGGGCAUGCCAGUCAACUCGGCCGAGCCGGUGGCGCCGCAGCCCGCGCCGGCCGCGCCUGCGCGGCCCGCCGCCGGCGUCGCGCUGCCGGUCGCGUCUGCGUCGUGCGCGCUGGCGCAGGGCACGAGCAGCGGCGGCGCGGUGCCCUUCACCGUCACGCUGACCAAGGGGAUUGCCGGCUUCGGCAUGAACCUCACCCCCGACAACGUGGUCGUCGCAAUCAAGCCGGGCUCCGAGGCGGCGGCCUGCGGCCUCAUCCAGCCGGGCGACCGCGUGCUGCACCUCAACGGCCACGCGGUCUCCGUCGACGAGCCGGUCAAGAGCUUCGCCAUCGACCUCGCCGACGGAGCCGCCGCAACCUUCUCCCUCGUGCGGCACGCCGACACGGACUCGGCCGGCGGCGCGGCGCACAUCCCUGUCGUCGACGGCUCGCCCGCCACGCCGCCGCAGCAGCCCGCCGCGCCGGCGGCGGCGCCACCGCCGCUGAGCGCGGAUGACGACCUCGCCCGCAGGCUAGCUGACCUCAAGCGGGGCUGAAAGGAGUGCGAGUUGUCAAAUAGCUUGGUUCCACGUGUUCGGUGUCGCGCGCGCGGAUCGCGGGGGCCACGCGCGACGUGUGUGUGUGUUGGAGAUGGAGUGUACAAGCGGUGGAUUGAGGAUUGUCGUGCGGCGCUCUC